This is a messenger RNA of Pygoscelis adeliae (Adelie penguin), 1044 nucleotides long. It is a transcript of the gene FUT7, whose product is annotated as fucosyltransferase 7 (alpha (1,3) fucosyltransferase). Gene Ontology annotation, molecular function: alpha-(1->3)-fucosyltransferase activity. Lineage: Eukaryota; Metazoa; Chordata; Aves; Sphenisciformes; Spheniscidae. The record is from RefSeq and is a predicted model, not a curated record. The transcript has a single exon. Gene Ontology annotation, cellular component: membrane. The coding region runs from base 1 to 1044 and encodes 347 amino acids.
AUGCUCUGGACAUCGCUGCUGCCACGGCCACCGUGGGGCCGGCCCAGUCUGAAGGCGGUGGUCACCGCUGGAGUGUUUGUAACCACCCUCUGGAACCUGAGGUGCUUCCUGAACCCCUCUGAGAUCUCCAGAGAAGUGCCCAAGCACACUAAGCCGCUGGUGGUCCUGGUGUGGAAAUGGCCCUCGAAGCAGGUUCCCAACAUCAGCGGGGACAUUUGCCGUGAGCUGUAUGGCAUCGCGGGCUGCUGGCUUACCACGGAGCGGCGGCUCCUGGGCCAGGCGAACGUGGUGGUGUUCCCCCACGCCAGGCUCCAGCCGGGCCGGGACAGGCUGCCCAAGGAGAGGCCACCGGGGCAGAACUGGGUGUGGGUCUCCCUGGAGUCCCCCUCCAACACUAAAGCUCUAGCGGAAUGGAACCAGACCUUCAACUGGGUGAUGACCUACAGACGGGACUCGGACAUCUUCAUCCCCUAUGGCAAGCUUGUGCCCAACCAGUCGGCCACCGUGAACAUCCCCACAAAGACCAACUUGGUGUCCUGGGUUAUCAGCAACUACCGCAGGACUCAGAAGAGAGCCGAAAUCUACAAAAACCUCUCCAGGUACCUCCACGUGAACAUAUACGGGAAAGCAAACAAAAAGCCACUUUGCAAGGACUGCCUCUUGCCAACAACAUCCAAGUCCAAGUUCUACCUGGCCUUCGAGAACUCCAUCCACCAGGACUACAUCACCGAGAAGCUCUGGAGGAACUCGCUGAUGGCAGGCACCGUGCCCGUGGUGCUGGGGCCUCCCCGGGCCAACUAUGAGCAGUUCAUUCCUACAGACUCCUUCAUUCACGUCGAUGACUUUGGUUCCCUGGCGGAGCUGGCCACCUUCCUGAAGACCAUGAACUCCAGCCGCUACCGGCAGUUCUUUGCCUGGCAGAAGAAGUACAGCGUGAAGCUCUAUACCGACUGGAGGGAGCGGAUCUGCACCAUCUGCACUGCCUACCCCAGCCUGCCCCGCGGCCGUGUCUAUCCUGACCUGGCGAGCUGGUUCAACACCUAG